UGUGCCAGCGCCACGAUUACAUCUCACGAGGUCGAAAUCAUUGUGAUAAGUCAUGCAGCUACGCAAUCUUUCGGUUCUGAUCUUUCUUAGUCAAUGCUUGGUCGCACAGUGCCUCGCUACCACUACUUGGCCCAACUCGUUUCCCAAGCAACUUGUCGCUAACCGGCGUCGUCAAGGUCUGACCACCUCGGAAUACCUGUACCAUCAUACGAUAGUUCAUGGCCGCAAAUCAUGGAACGCUCCAGACACUGUCGACCAGCCUAUCGCCUAUGUUCAGGGCCACAUCUUUGACUCAGCCUACGGCAUCAAUACCACGGAAAAUCAUGCUCAACCCUCCUAUUUCGGCCACAACGACAUAACCGAGCUAUACAGCCGUUCUGAAUCAGCCUUUGCCACACCACCAUCGAACAACUACACUGCGACGGUCAUCGGUCCCGAUGGGAAUGCUUUCAGUGACUUCUCGGGAGUGAUGAGCUUUUACGCUCACGAAGCAUUUCAGGACGUACAGAAUACUUGCCAAUCUUCCGAUAAUUUCGAAACUUACAACGCCUUUUAUUGGGUUGUUGCAAAUGCUUCCAACGCGAACACGUCUUCGUUUGACAACUCGACCUUCGCGGCCAACAUUAUGAACAGUCUUCUCGCGGACAUCCCCUCCGGUACGAUCUAUAAUGCCAGUACUCACACGCCGGUUCCUGGUCUCGACUCUCGUGCCUACUAUGGUGGUUACAAUAAUCCAAGUCUGAACGGUGUCUUCAAAUUCUGGCUUUGCGACGACAACCCCUCCGUUACUGCGUUCAGAAAUGCACAGGCCAAACUUAUUGCAAAGAACAAAGACCUUGGUAUCAACUUCGAUGCGAGCUUUGUCACCUUCAGUCGAUCUUUUCUUCUCUAUGAUCGUCUGAAUAGCAUACCUUUUGAUACUACAAGGGGGAAUUACGCUCUUCUUGCAGACCGCUUUCGCGGCAAUGUUGCGCAGCCCCCAAAGAUAUAGAAUAUAUGGUGUGGCAACAAUUAGGAUAGGUGCAUGUAUUUUUGUAAGUUAUAACACUAAAUUAUCUGUAACGUCUGCUUCAUACAAAAGUUCCAACCAAUCAAGCUAAACACCCUAACUCUUUCUCUCGCGUUACUAUUUGCUUUCGUCGUCUGUUACGAUGCGUAGCUCUUUUGCGAGUACGAAGUUGUUCACGUUAUCAAUCUAGACUAGACCAAGACCAAGUCAGACCAGAUUAUUACGAUCAUUAGAAGAUAAUGACGAUAGUU
Alternaria alternata is the source of this 1260-nucleotide messenger RNA. RefSeq lists its product as hypothetical. Bases 53 to 991 code for a protein of 312 amino acids. The transcript has a single exon. NCBI's taxonomy places the organism in Eukaryota, Fungi, Ascomycota, Dothideomycetes, Pleosporales, Pleosporaceae. The record is from RefSeq and is a predicted model, not a curated record.